This is a messenger RNA of Ilyonectria robusta, 2727 nucleotides long. RefSeq lists its product as uncharacterized. The record is from RefSeq and is a predicted model, not a curated record. NCBI's taxonomy places the organism in Eukaryota, Fungi, Ascomycota, Sordariomycetes, Hypocreales, Nectriaceae. The transcript has 2 exons. Bases 1 to 2727 code for a protein of 908 amino acids.
AUGUUGUGGAAGUUCAGGUGGAGCAGGGUCUCCGUCAUUGUUCCCGCUGCCUUCAUUUUAACCACCACCUUCUACAGUCUCGUUCUUUCUCCCUCUCGAACAACCCAAGACACACCAUGGGCCACCGAUACCGCAGUGAUUGGCCUCGAUGCCUCGACCGAUCCGCCACCUGCUACUCAGCAAAAGUACCAUAUCCUCAUGGGUGCCACUCAGCCAGCGCUCUUUUUAUGCAAGACGCUCCUCACCAUGGCCAUUCUCGGCUAUCCCGCGCCUCAGCUCAUCGGAUGGGGGGAACCCGAGACGGAGGGCCUCAAAGGUGGCGGCUCACAUUUUUUCAAGAUUACCAAAAUCCUCGAGUACCUCAACGAUCCUGAACGACGCAAGAACCCUGCAUUUGACAAUGAGAUCCUGUUCAUUCUGGACGGCUACGAUAUUUGGUUUCAGUUACCAUUCAAGACCCUUGUUGAACGCUACCAUGCCACUGUCGCCGAAGAGAACAAGCGUGUUGCCCAACGCAUGGGUCGAGCCAAGCAGAUCGAGAAUGUCACGUCGUCCAUCAUCUUCGGUGGUGGCAAGCUCUGCGGUCCCAGCCAACCGCACACGGUAGCCUGCUAUACCAUCCCAGAGUCUCCUCUCCCAGAGGACCUAUAUGGCGGCAACACCAACACGGUGCUCGGAACCAACGCCCUCUCGAGCUUCCGCACACGCUAUCUCGUGGCAGGCGCCUGGGCAGGCCCGGUUGGAGAAAUACGUACGCUUCUCCAGCGAGCCAGCGACGAAUUGGACAAAUGUGUCGAAAGCCAUGUCGGCUGGUUCAACGUCGACGGUCCGUGGCCGGUAGACCAAUGCUACAAGGGUAGUGAUCAAAGCAUCUUUGUUGAGAUAUUCGGUAGGCAGGAGUUCCAUCGUGAAGUCAUGCGCCGUGUACACCGCAGGCGAAUUGACAACAUCGUUGAUGCGAUUAUUCCUGGCCGUGCCGGCUCUAAGCCCCAGCCUUACAAACUCUUGGGUAUUACCAUUGAUGACCCUCUCAACCCACCCUUUCCCCAUCAGGAGGUCGAUCCAGGCUAUCUCCCCGGGAAGCCAUACGAAUUUGGCAUCGGCAUUGAUUACUGGUCGCUGCUUGCCCACCAGACCUCUAACGCGAAAAGUGAUGCUCGCUAUAUCCGCCUCGACGAAUCUUUUCCGGACCAAGUUGGUACGCGGACCCUGUUCGAGUGCAAGCCCAAGCCGCCACACCUCGACAACCUACCCCGGGGAGGAGUCCUGGACCUGAUGCCCGGCCGAGACUGGAGCAACAUGCCCAUGUACACCGAGAUCUGCCUCGGAGUUGUCCCCGUCAUGAUCCACCACAACAGCGUCGACAAGUAUCAGAUCGAGUACCAGUGGAACCAGACGUGGUGGUACGGGCAUGCGCGGCAGCUCCUGGAGCUGCGUCGACAGGAGAAGCUGCCGAUGCUGGUGGAAGGAGUCCCGACUCUCCAGGGCAAUUUGAUAAAGUGGGAUGAGCUGUGCCCGGCGGAGUUCGACGAGGAGCUGUACAGGGGUUAUGGGGCAGACGGAAAGCGACCAGAGCCAGAAGCACCGGAUUUUCCGCAGGAUCCUCUAGACCAGGUUGCUCCCGUCGAAGUCGCUCCCGUGCAAGGUGUUCCCAAGGAGGAUGCUCCUGUUCAGGAUGCUCUCGGACUGGAUGUUCCUAAGGACGACGCCGUCAAGGCAGGUGUUCCUAAGGAUCCUCUCGUGCUGGAUACUCCCAAGAGUGAUGCUCCUAAGGAUGAUGUUCCUAAGGAUACUUCUGUGCUGGGUACCCCUAAGAAGGAUGCUGCCAAGGACGAUACUGCCAAGGACGAUGCUCUCAUGGCCGAUGCUCUCAAGGCCGAUGCUCUCAAGGCCGAUGCUCUCAAGGCCGAUGCUCCCAAGGCCGAUGCUCCCAAAGACGAUACUCCUAAGAAGGAUACGCCCAAGGACGACGCUUCUAAGGACGAUACUCCUAAGGAGGAUGCUGCCAAGGAGGAUGCUCCCAAGGAGGAUGCUUCUAAGGACGAUACUCCUAAGGAAGACGUUCCUAAAGACACUCCUAAGAAGGAUGUUGCUGAGGAGGAUACCCCGAACGACAAUACUCCCAAGGAAGAUGCUUCUAAGGACGACGUUCCUAAAGACGAUUCUAAAGUGGAUGGUCGUAAAAGCGAGGCUCCUAAAGAAGAUGGUUCUAAGGAUGAUGAUUCUAAGGAAGAUACUCCCAAGGACGAUACUUCGAAAGAGGAUACUCCUAAGGACGAUGCUGUCAAGGACGACGCUGCCAAAGACGACGCUGCUAAAGACGACGCUCCCAAGGACGACGCUCCCAAGGACGACGCUGCUAAAGACGACGCUCCCAAGGAUGACGCUGCCAAAGACGACGCCCCUGAGGACGAUGAUACCAAGAAGGACCAGACUCCUCCAGAAGACCCGCCGAACGAUGAACCCCUAGUGGACGGACAACAAGAAAAAGACGACAUUAAGGAGGAGCUUCUCACAGGGGAGGAGUCUCCAGAGGCUAAUUCUCCGGAAGCUGAACCUCCAGUAGAUGAGUCUCUAAUCAACGAACCCCCAAAGGACGAAGACCCCAACGACACACCUCUCGUUAAUUUACCGCCUCCCAUGGUUGGGGCUGUGGAAGACGAAGCUCUUCCGGAGGAGCACUCUCCUUUCGGCACGCCUUUUCGACCAACCCGUUACACUAGCUGA